CAACAAUGGCUUCCUCUAUGAUUUCCUCUUCGGCGGUGACCACCGUUAAACGCGCCUCUUCGGUGCCAUCCGGCGCGGUGGCUCCAUUUGUUGGUCUCAAAUCCAUGGCUGGUUUCCCAGUUAGAAAGGUCAACAAUGACAUCACUUCCAUUGCAAGCAAUGGUGGAAGAGUACACUGCAUGCAAGUGUGGCCACCAAUUGGCAAGAAGAAGUUUGAGACUCUCUCAUACCUUCCACCAUUGACUGAAGAGCAAUUGCUAAAGGAAGUUGAAUACCUUCUAAGGAAGGGAUGGGUUCCUUGCUUGGAAUUUGAGUUGGAGAAAGGAUUUGUGUACCGUGAGCACAACAACUCACCAGGAUACUAUGAUGGAAGGUACUGGACAAUGUGGAAGCUUCCAUUGUUUGGUUGCACUGAGGCUGUUCAAGUGUUGAAGGAACUUCAGGAAGUUGUAAAGGCUUACCCUAAUGCUUUUGUCCGCAUCAUUGGAUUUGACAAUGUUCGCCAAGUGCAAUGCAUUAGUUUCAUUGCACACACACCUAAAGAGUUCUAAGUUUGUGUUAUUUUAUCUUUGUCACAUUGCUUUGUAAUUUGUUCUGCUUUUUAUUUCCUAAAUGUAUUCCUAUGUUUAUUUUAAAUUUCUGUUUUUUCACAUUUCAAGAUGAUAAUGGGAUGUAUAAGAUUUAAUGAAUAAAAUUGUUACUUUGUUCCCAA
This is a messenger RNA of Cicer arietinum (chickpea), 712 nucleotides long. Its product is annotated as ribulose bisphosphate carboxylase small chain 3A, chloroplastic-like. The record is from RefSeq and is marked provisional. Lineage: Eukaryota; Viridiplantae; Streptophyta; Magnoliopsida; Fabales; Fabaceae.